Molecule: messenger RNA, 549 nt
Organism: Echinococcus granulosus
Lineage: Eukaryota; Metazoa; Platyhelminthes; Cestoda; Cyclophyllidea; Taeniidae
Exons: 2
Coding region: 1-549 (182 amino acids)
Source: RefSeq, a predicted model, not a curated record
AUGCACCACCACGAGCACGGGUCAGCGGACUGCAAGAAGGUCUGCGGUGAGGGUGCUGCCACCAAAUGCCAAACUGGCUGUCACAAACCGGGCGUUGGGCAUGGAACUGAACCCUGCAAACACGACAAACCCGCUGAUUGUGAUAAAAAGUGCCACUCGGGAGAGCAAAAGCCUGCUACCGACUCACUCAAGCUACUGGUAAAGACCCUGAUGCACCUCCUUGCUGCUGACGUAUGGACUGAAUCGCAGAGGAUGAAAGGCUCGGGCAUCUAUGAAUUUAAUAAUAACAGAUGUCACAGAGAUAACUCCACCACCUCUUCACUCUCCGUGGUACUGGCUCUUAUCUCUGUAGCACGGUGUUCUGACAUCAUUCCCCCAUAUGGCCGGUUCGGCCUUCUAUGCACCUUCCAUGGAUCUCUAUCCACCCGCAUGCACAUGCCGGUGCCUUUGGGAGGAGCUCUGGUGCUACAGUGUACUGCCCUUCCUUUCAAAAACGUCUUCCUUGACGCUCUCCAUGAUCUCUUAUCUGCUCCACGACAAUCUUUUUAG